AGUACAACAUAAAAGAAGAAAAGAAAACAAUGAUGAUGUGAAUGAACAGAGCGGAGCAGGUUUGUCUUUCUCUGUUGAGGGAGUGCCGCACUCUCUACAAUGUCAAGCAAAUUCAUGCUCACGCAUGUAAAACCGGCCUCACCGCCGACCCUUUCAUCGCCGGAAAGUUCCUAUACCAUAGCGCCAUCCUCAUCUCCGACGCCCUUCCUUAUGCCCGCCGCUUCUUCCUCUUCUUCCUCAACCCAGAUGUCUUCAUGUACAAUACCCUCAUCCGUGCCUUUUCUGAAUCCGCCUACCCUCACAUGUCUUUCAUCACUUUCUCUGACUUGCAUCGCAACUCGACGAUUCCGCCUCCGGAUAGCUUCUCCUUCGCCUUUUCUCUCAAGGCUGCUGCGAACUCGAGGUCUUUGAUCUGGGGUACUCAACUCCAUACUCAUGCUCUCCGCCAAGGGCUCGAUACCCAUAUCUUUGUGGGGACUACUCUGGUUAGUAUGUACGCUGAAUGUGGAUUCGUUACCUCUGCAAGGAAGGUGUUCGACCAAAUGCCUGAACUGAAUGUUGUGGCAUGGAAUGCAAUGUUGACUGCUUAUGUUAGAUGUAAUGAUUUAAAUGGUGCAGUUCAAGUGUUCGAAACAAUGCCUCUUAAAGACUUGACCUCACGGAAUGUCAUGCUAUCAGGAUACACAAAGGCUGGUGAGCUUGAGCUUGCAAAGAAACUGUUCAUGGAGAUGCCUAUGAAAGAUGACGUAUCAUGGAGCACCAUCAUUCUAGGGCUAGCUCAUAAUUAUCAUUUUCAUGAGUCUAUUUUGUUUUUUAGAGAGUUACAUCGAGAACAAGGGAUGAUAAGACCUAAUCAGGUUAGUUUGACAGGAGUUCUUUCUUCAUGUGCACAAGCUGGGGCUAUUGAGGUUGCUAAAGUUCUUCAUGGUUAUAUUGAGAAAGCUGGUUUACUUUGGAUUUGUUCUGUGAAUAAUGCACUUUUGGAUACAUACUCAAAAUGUGGUAAUUUACAAUCUGCUCGUUUGGUCUUUGAAUUAAUGCCGAUUGGCGAAAAGAGCCUUGUUUCUUGGACUUGCAUGAUGGCAGGACUUGCGAUGCAUGGCUAUGGCGAAGAAGCAAUGAAACUCUUCAAUGAGAUGUUGCUAUCUGGAAUCAAACCAGACGGAAUAACCUUUAUAUCACUCUUGUAUGCUUGUAGUCAUUCUGGAUUAAUAAAAGAAGCAAAUGGGUAUUUCUAUAAGAUGCGAGAAUACGACAUAGACCCGAGUGUUGAACAUUACGGUUGUAUAGUUGAUCUUUACGGUAGAGCUGGUCAAUUACAGAAAGCUUACGAAUUUAUCAUCAAAAUGCCAAUCCCACCAAAUGCCAUCAUUUGGAGGACUCUUCUAGGUGCCUGCAGCAUUCACAACAAUCUUGAAUUAGCCGAACAAGUUAAGGAAAAGCUUUCGGAGCUCGAUCCAAAUAAUCCAGAUGACCAUGUAUCGCUGUCGAAUGUUUACGCAGUUGCAGGUAAAUGGAAUGAUGUUGCGGAAGUGAGAAGAUCUAUGAUAACCCAAAGACUGAAAAAGAAUCCCGGUUGGAGUAUGAUUGAAGUUGGGAAGAUUGUUUAUAAAUUUGUUGCAGGUGGUGGGAAGGAUGACGACGAUGCUGAUAUAAGAAAAGAAGCAUAUGAGAAGCUUGGGGAGGUUAUGAUGAGACUGAGAGUGGAAGCAGGUUAUGUUCCUGAAGUUGGUAAAGUAUUAUAUGAUAUAGAAGACGAAGAGAAAGAGGAUGUUUUGUCAAUGCACAGUGAAAAGCUUGCUGUAGCUUUUGGAAUGACAAAAUUAUUAUGUUGUAAAGAAGGAGAUGCUGGGGAGAGUAUGAUUAUUAGGAUAAUAAAGAAUUUGAGAGUUUGUAUUGAUUGUCAUACUAUGAUGAAGCUUAUAUCUAAGGUUUAUGGAUUGGAGAUAGUGUUGAGAGAUAGGAGUAGAUUUCAUUGUUUUAAAAACGGAUCUUGCUCGUGUCGAGAUUAUUGGUGAUUGAUUCGAAUAUAAGAUAGUUCUUUGAGAAUAACCAAUAUAGUGGAAUGUUUA
Impatiens glandulifera is the source of this 2072-nucleotide messenger RNA. Its product is annotated as pentatricopeptide repeat-containing protein At1g74630-like. NCBI's taxonomy places the organism in Eukaryota, Viridiplantae, Streptophyta, Magnoliopsida, Ericales, Balsaminaceae. The record is from RefSeq and is a predicted model, not a curated record. The transcript has a single exon. The coding region runs from base 42 to 2018 and encodes 658 amino acids. Gene Ontology annotation, biological process: RNA modification. Gene Ontology annotation, molecular function: protein binding; zinc ion binding; RNA binding.